CCUAUAAGAUAUACAACUCACAUUACGUUAUUGUUUGAUUGACAUGACAUUAAAAUUUAUUGACAUUCACUUCUUGUGUAUGUUGCAAUGAUUGUGUUGGAGUCUUCAAAUUCUAUAUUUAAACAAUGCUGUGAAUAACUAAAGAAUGAAUGUUUAGAAGUAAAGACUAACUAAUCAUGGCCGGUGUUGUACCCAAAAAAUCAGCAUCUGGUCGAAAACAAUGGACAUUGCACGGAUCUUCUAAAAAUUCUCUUAAACGUUUGAGAAGCCAAUUGGCUUCUGACGGUUGUCCAGAGUCCCAAGUAGUUCUUGCCAAACAAUUAUUAGAAGAAGACUGUGAAUUUGAAUCUGAGAAGAAGGAAAAUGCCCGUUUGGGUGUUUAUUGGUUGAUAAAAGCAUCAGAACAAGGAAAUAUCGAGGCGACAAACCUUUUAAAGACAUGUCUGAACACGGGAAAAGGAAUCACAGAGCACAACUACAUGGACGUCAAGUCCUGUAUAACUAUGACACAGGAUGAAAAACUUGCUAGGAAGGCAGCUAGAGAAAUGUUUGCGAGUUUAUCGAACGGCGGUGAGUACAUCACGUCCGAUCAAUUAAAGAAGAAAAUAUUAGCGAUAGACCGUGGAGACACGUGUUCCAAAUCCACGGAAACCAGCGAUAUAGACAACGAAACAUUCACUGGAGCCGAAUUGAUCAACGACGAUGAUGAUUACAGUGAAUCAGAAGAAGAAACAGACUGGUCGCAACGAUCGGACACCAGUAACGAGAAGUUAACGGAAGACCACCUUUUAGCGGCGGCUGUGGAUUACUCUCACGGGCAGUUACCAGGAUUGAAUCAAAUAUUAUGCUUAUCCGAACCAGAUUUGCGUUCUUUAGAUCAUAUUCCUUUCGUCCAUAGAUCAAUAUUACAUCCGUUGUUAGCUCUGAAGAUACUGUAUUACAAAAUAAUCAUGUAUUUAGGACAAAACACUUGGCCAAUAGUCGGUCCUGUAAUUAAAUCAGAUUUUAGUUUCCUAAUUCUGCUGAUUGCGUACGUCUUUUACAGCUCUGAGAACGUUUUAAACAUAUUUCCGAUGCUUCUCUAUUAUAUAACGUUCGUUAUAAUGAUUUGUUCGACGUUUCAAAUGCUGCAAAACCAGCGAGAGUUUGUGGAUUUCCGUUUAUGGUCGGGGCUGUUCAUUUGCUACUCGGGAGGUAGCUUGAAUUCCAAUGAAACCGAAUACCAAUACAUUCGGAACCAUAUGAAGCCUUACGGGCAUUUUUUCCUUAGCUUGUUAGUGAAUUUGUUCGUGUAUUCCUUCAUUUCAGAGCAAUGGAUACCGCAAUCUGAGCUAACAAUAAUUUCUUUCCUGCUCACUUUCAUGACUCUGUUAGGGUUUAUGCCAAAAUCGAGAUCGAAAAACGUAUUAGACAUGUCAGUAUUAUUUAGUUUCGCUGUUAACGUAUUGGCCAAAUACCCAUACGAAACUGAUCCUGUUGUAACGCAAGGUUGGAGGUUUUUGGAGUUGAACAUCCCGACAUUCCCGAGUUACAUAGUCGGGAAUGGUAUCGAAUUCUGUAUCAAUUUCAGAUUCGUGUUGUUCGCUUUGAUUCCCGUCAUAUUUUUGAAGAUAGCGCGUUCCCAGAAUUGGAGAGGGACUUACAAGACGUUGAUUCCGCACUGCGUGACUCUGAGCUGGUUGCAAGUCUGCAUAAUCAGUUCCCAAGGUGCCACGAUGUUCGGGUUCCUUCGCGGUACUUUAGCUCUAGUCGGGGUAGUUUUAUUCCUACCUCUAGUCGGAAUAACCAGCGUUAUUUUACCAGUUGCAGCUUUAACCAAAUGGGUGAUUACCUCGAAUUUUAUAUAUACGAUUUGUAUAUUCAUUAUAUUGAGUACUUUAGGUAUCGGUAUAUGUUACGUUUGCGCUCAAACCAGGUACAAAAAAUACACUGCGAUUAUCCAAAUCGUUCUAAUGGUUUUAGCGUUUUUCAUACUCAUCAAUUCUUCUAAAGAAUACGAUAGUUAUUUAGAGGAUAAAACGCAGCAACCAAUGAGCUGGGAGGUGUACCAAAGAUUCUGCCAUCAACCGGUGUGGCAGGAGGAAAACAUCGCUGUGUCCCAAAUUAAAUGCGCCGGCUUGGAACGGGUUACCAUACAAUGGAACGGUUACAUCAGCGAAAUCAAACUCAGAUCGGUGACUAAUACGUUCAAAACAAUUUUCGAUAAACUCCCGCAAACCGUAUCUCAAUAUUUGUACUGUCUAUACGGAGAAGAGAAUAAACCAGACUGCGAAAAUAUACCAGACAUCGUAAAAGAAAACUGUUUAUCUUUUUACGAGAUUCUAAGCUCGGUCAAUCGUUGUUCUUUACAAAAAUACGACACAUAUACAUUCGAGAUCGUUUUAAAGAUGCAUUCGGGCAUUUGGGGGAAAGCCACUGAAGUUACCUUAAUAGCCGACGGUUAUUUCAAAGAUUUUAUAUUGAAAUUGAAACCGACUGAUCACAUUUGGUUUAAAGGGAAGCUGUUUAAUAACGAAAACGCCGGUUCCGAUGGGAUUUUGGGGGGUUUGAAGCCGCACGUGCAUCUCGAGGAGCUGGGUUGUUCGUCAUGUCAGGAUAGUAAUUUGGGUGAUAUAAAACUACGGGCGGAAUCGGGUAUUAAUUUUUAUAAAGCCUUGGAUUCCGUCAGCGUGGGUGCAAAGUUCGUACUAAAUGUUAUUUUUAGACCGUUUUUAAUUUUUAAAUAGGAGUGAAAUAUGUUGAAUAAAUGUUUAUUGAA
Psylliodes chrysocephalus is the source of this 2758-nucleotide messenger RNA. NCBI's taxonomy places the organism in Eukaryota, Metazoa, Arthropoda, Insecta, Coleoptera, Chrysomelidae. The record is from the annotation of a GenBank genome assembly.